Salvelinus sp. IW2-2015 is the source of this 1947-nucleotide messenger RNA. Its product is annotated as dolichyl-diphosphooligosaccharide--protein glycosyltransferase 48 kDa subunit. Gene Ontology annotation, cellular component: oligosaccharyltransferase complex; endoplasmic reticulum membrane. The record is from RefSeq and is a predicted model, not a curated record. NCBI's taxonomy places the organism in Eukaryota, Metazoa, Chordata, Actinopteri, Salmoniformes, Salmonidae.
CGUUGACUUAUUCUUCAAAAUGGCGAAGUGGACCUCAGACAUGCAAAUGAAUUGGUGCAGUUCUACGUUAUUGUUAAAACAACGCACUGUAAGCAUGGCUCAGACAAAAUCCAGAUUGUUGGGGAACAAUUUUAUUUUAUUCUUGAUGAUAUCGUCCAUGAUGCACAUGGCAUUGGCUGACGGAAAGACACUCGUUUUGUUGGACAACCUCAACAUCAGAGACACCCAUUCAAUCUUCUUCCGCAGUCUGGCAGAUCGUGGCUUUGACCUUUCAUUCAAGACUGCAGAUGAUCCUUCUCUUUCCCUGAUCAAAUAUGGCCAAUUUCUCUAUGACCAYCUCAUCAUCUUCUCCCCAUCCGUGGAAGACUUUGGUGGCAACAUCAAUGUUGAGACAAUCACUUCCUUCAUCGAUGGUGGAGGCAAUGUCCUGGUUGCUGCAAGCUCUGAUAUUAGUGACCCUCUGAGAGAGAUAGGCAGUGAAUGUGGGAUUGAGUUUGAUGAGGAGAAGACUGCUGUCAUUGAUCAUCACCAUUACGAUGUGUCAGACCCUGGUGAGCAUACCCUGAUUGUUGCUGAUCCAGACAAUCUUCUGAAGGCUCCCACUAUUGUCGGGAACCCCAGUGACAAACCCAUCCUCUUCAAGGGUGUUGGCAUGGUGGCAGACCCAGAUAACCCCCUGGUCCUGGACAUUCUGACUGGCUCUUCCACCUCCUACUCCUACUUCCCUGACCGACCCAUCUCUCAGUACCCCCAUGCUGUUGGAAAGAACACUCUUUUGAUCGCUGGGCUCCAGGCCAGGAACAACGCCCGAGUGGUAUUCAGUGGCUCACUGCACUUUUUCAGCGACGCCUUCUUCAACGCUGCUGUUCAGAAGGCUACACCUGGCUCCCAGAGGUACGCUCAGACUGGGAACAUGGAAUUGGCUGAGGCUCUGUCCCGUUGGGUGUUCAAGGAAGCCGGUGUACUCCGGGUGGGAGYCGUUACACAUCAUCCUGUGGGGGAGAGCACCCCUCCUGCAGCUUACACCAUCACAGACCUUGUGGAGUACAGCGUUGUAAUUGAGAUGCUGUCCGAGGGCAGCUGGAUUCCCUUUGAUGGGGAAGACAUCCAGUUGGAGUUUGUGAGAAUUGACCCCUUCGUCAGGACCUACCUCAAGAAAAAUGGAGAUAAAUACAGCGUCCAGUUCAAGUUGCCUGACGUGUAUGGAGUGUUCCAGUUCAAGGUGGACUACAACAGGCUAGGCUACACACACCUGUACUCCUCUACUCAGGUGUCGGUGCGUCCUCUGCAGCACACCCAGUAUGAGCGCUUCAUCCCCUCAGCGUUCCCUUACUACGCCAGUGUCUUCUCCAUGAUGGGAGGACUCUUUGUCUUCAGCAUAGUCUUCCUUCACAUGAAAGAAAAGGAAAAGUCAGACUAGGGAGAUGAAACGUUUAGAGAAAAGCUUAUUAAAUUAGGAGGGAGGGGUGAUAGAUUAAGAAUUUGCCUUAUUGGGGUGAAGGUUCUUGGUUGCUUAAAUCAUCUGGCAGAGCCUGCAAGAAGAGUUGGUGAGAAUUGAACAUGUUGCUUCUCUAUUGGUUGUGGGGGAAUUUAAUGAGGGCUUUGCAGGCAAACUAAUUCACCUGUGUCUGAGAUUUUUUGUAAUUCUGAAAAAAUACACUUGUGUAAAAUAAUCACUCAAAUGAUCUGUGCACAUCUCUGAAUUCAGUCAGCAAUUGGAUAUGGUUGCUUCACGAUCUCAAUAGCAGAUGGAACACUUGUUUGGAAAAAUCCCAUGAAUGUAUGUUUUUCCCACCCACUUGUAUGAGGAUAAAAACAUCUUGAUGCGGUACAUGCACUGAAUAUUUUUGUUUUGUCUGAUCAAAUAGUCUUGCCAAUAGAAACACUAACAUGUUUGCAACAAACGUUACACAAAUCCUUAAACUACAAUAAAAUGUUGACAUUCCA